CCGGCGCCGCUUCCCUCCUCCCCUCGCCGGCAGAGGAAGGAGGCGGCUGCCGGCUCUCCCCGACCGCGCAUGCGGCUGUGCCGGGCCGGGGCAGCGCCGCCGCGCUUGGGGGCUGAAGUGCGGGUGUCCCUUCCCCCGGCGGGCCCCCGUCAGCGCCCCCGCAGAUGGGCUUAGGCUGGAGCAGCGCGGAGGAGCGGCAGCCCCUCCUGCCGCCGCCGCCACGGCAGCAGCAGCCGCCACGGCGACGGCCGCAGCCGCGGGGUCCGGCGGGGGGCCCGGCGGUGCCGGCGGCGGUGCCGGUGCCGGUGCGGCGGCUGGCGCCGUUGGCAGGCCGCGUCUACGGGCGGCGGUGGCUGGUGUUGCUGCUGUUCUCGCUGCUGGGCUUCGCCCAGGGCCUGGUGUGGAACAGCUGGGGCCCCAUCCAGAACUCGGCCCGCCUGGCUUUCGGCUUCAGUGGCUGGGACAUCGCCCUGCUCGUCUUCUGGGGGCCCAUCGGCUUCGCGCCCUGCUUUUUCUUCAUGUGGCUCAUGGACAAGAAGGGUCUGAGGGUAACUGUGUUACUAACAUCAUCCCUCAUGGUAUUGGGAGCUGGCCUGAGAUGUGUUCCAGUUUCAGACCUUGAAAUUAGGAAGAGGCUGAUUCACGGAGGGCAGCUGUUGAAUGGCUUGGCAGGGCCAACUGUGAUGAACGCGGCGCCGUUUCUUUCCACAACAUGGUUUUCUCCAGAUGAACGUGCCACAGCAACUGCCAUCGCGUCACUGCUCAAUUACCUGGGCGCAGCUGGUGCGUUUCUAGUGGGACCUCUUGUGGUGCCAUCUCCUAAUGGAACAUCUCACCUUCCACUGGUAUCGCAGAGCAACGCUGAGCACAUCAAGGACCGCAUUGAGGCUGUGCUGUAUGCAGAAUUUGGAAUGGUUUCCCUGAUAUUUUCGGCCGCGUUGGCUUACUUCCCCUCGCGCCCUCCAUUCCCUCCCAGCGUGGCUGCAGCAAGUCAACGGCUCAGCUACAGGAGAAGUUUCUGCAGACUCUUAAGCAAUUUCCGAUUCUUGAUGAUUGCUUUAGCCUAUGCUAUACCACUGGGUGUUUUCUCUGGCUGGUCUGGUGUUCUGGAUUUGAUAUUAACGCCAGUUCACGUAAGCCAAGUAGAUGCAGGCUGGAUUGGAUUUUGGUCUAUAGUUGGAGGCUGUGUUGUUGGCAUAGCCAUGGCAAGAUUUGCAGAUUUUAUCAGGGGCAUGCUGAAGUUUAUACUGCUGCUGCUUUUAUCUGGAGCAACAUUAGCAUCAACCUGGUUCACUCUCACCUGUCUAACUAGUGUCACUCAUCUGCCUUUAACCACAGCUACACUGUACACGUCCUGCAUUUUGUUGGGUAUAUUCCUCAACAGCAGUGUACCAAUAUUCUUUGAGCUCUUCGUGGAGACAGUCUACCCUGUUCCAGAAGGAAUAACCUGCGGAGUUGUCACCUUUUUGAGUAAUGUGUUUAUGGGAGUGCUUUUGUUUUUCCUCACAUUUUACCAUACAGAGUUUUCCUGGUUCAACUGGUGCCUGCCAGGAUCAUGUCUGCUCAGCCUGCUCCUCAUCCUGUGCUUCCGUGAGUCCUACGACAGACUCUAUCUCGAUGUCGUCGUCUCUGUGUGAUAACGCUGGACUGGUGAGGGGUUGGAAGAGACUGGAAGUUAACUUAGCAGUCUGCACAUCUGCCUGGAUUUGCACAGUGGAACAGCAGAAAAACAGAGAAAUUACAAGACUUAAUCGUGACUUUAUUACAGAGGGUGAGGGACAGGUUGUUCCUACGUUCAAGACCACCUUGAUUUGUGAUAAACGUGGAACCUGAGUGGCGAUAAUGAUGCCAAAAUGCACAAAAGAAUAUAUCUAAUGUAUAGGUCCUGGUGCCAGAGCUGGGGCUCUCUAUUUAAAAGGCUGUUGAUGUAGCAGAGGUGUACAGUUUGUGUGCGUGCGUGUGUGCCAAGUCACAGUUAUACAGACCAGAGUACCAGUCAUCUUUGGAGUCUUCUAUCAGAAUAUAAAUAGUGAAUAAUCUUAACAAAAGGGAAAAAAAAAAGAGAUAAAAGGCAAAAAAACCCCCACUUUUGUUUUUUAAAAGAUCUUCCUUUUAAAUCACUAGUCGUUUAUAUAAUGAAUGUCCAUUAAGCAGUUAAGCCAAAACAAUUUGGUGCUUGUACACUACAUUUACAUUCUAAUAAAGUGAUUUCUGAUAAAAGACACUGGUACCAGGGGUUUUAGCCAUACUAAAUAUCCCAAACAAUCCUUGCAGUUGUUAGAGGUGUUUGUUAUCACCCUGGAGCACAUGUAAAUGAUAGCUUUAGCUGCCAGUGAAACCCAACUUUCACCCGCAGUUGCCUCUGGAAUACCACUGUGGUUCUGUAUCUCCUGAAUACAAAGCAUCUGUGGUGUCUCAGAAGUUUACUGGAGAGUCACUUCUUUUUUUACUGUGAAGACCUGUUUGUGCCACUGAAUACUGUGGAAGUGGAUGUCCAAGACCCACUAGUUCUCUUCUGAUACUCUAAGGCAUGUGUGGUUUUUAGGAUUAGUUUAUGACUAAGGGUGCCUAAACAAUAAUAUUGUUUGCUAGCUCAAGUCUUUAAAAUCACUGUUUGCUAAAAAACAAGUCUUUCUAGUUGAUGAGGUGCCCUGAUGGCGGAAUGACAAUGAGAAAUAGCUCGUGAGUUUUGGCAUAAUAUAGGAAAUAUAAUGCCAGCUCUUUUUAUCAGUACUAAUCUGUGGUCGUUCUGGCCCUUACUUGAACAAAAAUAUUAAAGAUACUUUGAAUAGUUUUUUAACUCAAUUUUUAAAGCUGUUAAUAAUUUCUUAAUUAUAUUCUUAGAUUUCGGUUCAGCAUCAUUUACAGUAUUUCCAUGUGUGUGUUUUGUGUUAGGGGAGUGUGUUUGUGUGUGUGUGUGUGUGUGUGUGCGUAUUUAUAUCUAUGUAUACACAAAUAAAACUUAUAUAUAUUAUAUAUAAGUUAUAUAAGGAUAUGUGUUUACAUAGGUUUAUUUUAAGUAAUCAUGUCUCUGGAUGGUGGUAUGCUACUGUUUGUAACUUAACCAGUAACUGCCAUGAAUGGAAAUGCAUACAUAUGCUGUCUGUGACAUGAAUUUUUUUCAGGGGUGAAUGAUUUCCUAUCGUAAGUUUUAUCACAGGGGGUGUGUGCACAUGUUGGAGGAGGCUGGUGUGCAGGGUUCCGCGUCUGUAGAAGUCUGAAUCAAACACCCUUUGCUCCUGUGUGGGCUCUUCUCUGCCACCCUGGGGUGACACCGACCCUGGAAGCUCACUCAAAUAAACCCUGAACUGAGCGCUACCUUUCAGACACAGAUACAUUCAUUCUUUCUGCUCUCCUUUUGCAGGGAGAAUGUGCUACUAAUACCUUUAACUCAGGAGUGUAUCUGUGCAGUACAAUAAAAUGAGGUGUUCCCUGCUUUUAUGUUUUCAGAGCAAUGGAUGUAUUUACUGUAGUAACAGAAAAUUGACUUAGCUCAGUGCCCAUAUCAGCUACUAAAUGAUCUUUUCUGUCUUGAAGCAGCUUCUUUGUAGAAAUGGAUCUAACCUACAUUGGGAUAACUAAAUCAAUCUAAGCAGCAUGUUCAGAUCCACUGGCAUCAUCCUUUUACUGUUUUUCAGAUGAAUGGUAUUAACUGUCCAACUUCUUUUUUACUAUGUUUUAGUGCCUGGAAUAGUUUCAGUAUCUAGUAGCUGCUGCUACUUAUUGUCUCCUGAAACCAAGGAUCGCUUGCCAAGAGUCUGAUUGGAGUUGCAUUGUCAUGGCAGAACUGGAAGCUUGGAUGGCUCUUUAGAGCUCUGCUUCUGCAAUUCACUGUAGCUAUAUUAAGAUUAAAAUUGCACAGCUCGGGCACUGUCCUGACUGACAGAGGUUUCUAAACCUUUCACUGUCCUAACUAUUUUAAGAUGGAGGAGCACUUCAGGCAGUAUUCAGACUAUAACCUAUUUUGCCUCUGUUCCAGAAAGCAUUGAACAAUUCUAAAUACUUGUCUGCUGCCAAAUGCACACUCUAUACAGUUGGGGAAGAAGAGCGAACACCUUGUUUUAAACCCUUCUGAUUGUUUUUCUCAGUGUGAAUUGCUCACUGCUCUCCUGAAUUUUGAUGCUUUGGUAGAAGUUUCUGUGUGUGGUGGGUUGACCCAGACUGGACACGAGGUGCCCACCAAAGCCACUCUUUCGCUCCCCUCCUCACCAGGACAGAGGAGAGAAAUUAUAACGAAAGGCUCAUGCGUCGAGAUAAGGACAGGGAGAGAUCACUCACCAUUUACUGUUGAAGUAAAACAGACUCAACUUGAGGAAAUCAAAUCAGAGUAGGUUAAUGAGAAAUAAAACCAAAUCUUAAAACACCUUCCCACUCCUCCCUUCUUCCUGAGCCUAACUUUACUCCUAGUUUUUCUACCUCCUCCCUGCCAGCAACACAGGGGCAUGGAGAAUGGGAGUUGUGGUCAGUUCAUCACAUGUUGUUUCUGCUCUUCCUUCCUCCACAGGGGAGGACUACUCCCACUCUUCCCCUGCUCCAGUGUGGGGUCUCUCCUGCAGGAGACAGUCUUCGAUGAACUUCUCCAGCAUGAGUCCUUCCCACAGUUCUUCACAAUUCUUCCUUCCUACAGUUCUUCAUGAACUGCUCCAGCAUGGGUCCUUUCCAUGGGGUGCAGUCCUUCAGGAACAGACUGCUCCAGCGUGGGUCCCCUGCGAGUCACAGGUCCUGCAGAAAACCUGCUCCAGCGUGGGCUCCUCUCUCCAUGGGGCCACAGGUUUUGCCAGGAGCCUGCUCCAGCAUUGACUUCCCAUGAGGUCACAGCCUCCUUUGGGCAUCUCCCUGCUCCAGUGUGGGGUCUUCCCUGGGCUGCAGGUGGAUAUCUGGGUAUUGACCUUGGUGUCUGCAGGGCUGUUUCAUAUUCUCACUCCUUUCCCUGCCUCUGUUGCACAGAGGUUUUUUCCUCCCUUUCUUAAAUACAUUGCAGUAGAGGCACUGUCACUGCCACUGAUGGGUUCAGCCUUGGCCAGAAGUGGGUCUGUCUUGGAUCCGGCUGGCACUGGCUCUGUUGGGCAUGUGAGAAGCUUCUGGCAGCUUCUCACAGAAGCCACCCCUGUAGCUACCCGACUACCAGAACUUUGCUGCACGAAACCAAUAUACUGUAUUGGGCGCUGUAGUGUGUGGUCCUAGUUACAGUCCUCAAUGCGUCUGCACCAAAAUGGAGAUGUUAUCCAGAGCUGAGCAGUGCAGCAGGGCUCUGCUGGAGACCUGCACUUAGUUUGCAGUUGAGGCUCAACCAGAGUUUCCAGCAAGUCUGAGGGAAAUCUGCCUGAAUGAAACCCAAAGGAUUGCUCCCAAAUUACUUGAAGUUGUGCAGGACACUGCUGCAUUCCACACACAGUGUUCAGGCUUAAGGAUUUUAUUUGAUUAGCAAGUCUGGCUCCAGGCAGAGGUGAGGAUUGCAAGUGUGCUUGCUGAGAUCUCUGAAAAAUAUUUUAUCCCCAUCGGUGGCCAGCAGCAGCAUCCUUCUGUGGAGGAGCAGUCUAUUUCAUGUCAGUAACUCAACUCAACCCAUGGGAAUAUUUUUUGGAUAAGGGCUACCACGAGGUCUCCCCUUGUUUGGAUUUACCAAGAGUCCAAGCUGUAAUGAUAACUGCACUUUACUGGAAGUUAGAGAUUGCAGGGAGAGCCCUAAGCAGUGCUGAUACAAUUGGCAGUAGUGCAGAACAGUAUUUCUCUUUAAUUAGUGAAAGUUCUAGGUCUCUCUAACUUCUGAGUCAGUAACCAUGGGGGGAUUUGUCUGAAUGAGGCAUUAUCUUGCACUGCCGCGGAGUAGCCAACACUGGAUGCUGCUUGUGCUGUGACUGCCAGCAGAGCAAGGUGCCCUGGGCAUUCACAAUAUUUGUUUCUCUUUAUGGCCUGUAAGUUCAAGGCCCUGAAGAACACUUUUUUCCAGCAGAGCAGAGCCCCCUAACAUCUAAGUAGUUGUGCUAAGCUUUAUGUUGAAAAUGCUAGGAAGGAUGCUCUGCGGUGGCUGCUCUCGCUUAAUAGUUCUUCGUUUUCAGUAUGGGCUGCUCCUCAGGUUUCUGCUUGGCUCGGUAACAACUCUUAGUUCAGCUUCCAGUGCUGCUGGGUUUUCUUCUUGUGAGCUGUGGAGUUGUGCAAGCUUUCAUGCUGCUAAUGAGGAAGCUCAGGGUUAGUAGAUGUAGGCUCCACUUAUGACACUGUUUACUGUCUCUCGUCCCUGCUGUUACCCAUUAAUUUCCUUUCGAUUCCUUCACCCUCCCGCAGGGCCACCUGCUCCCCUGAGCUGGAGGAAUGGAGAAGAGCUGCCGUACUCCCAAGCCAGCUUUAGAGAGAUGGAUUGGCCAAUUGUGUACUUAAUAUACAUAAAAAUUGUGAUUUUUAGAGAAUCAUGCAAGCUGGAAGAAGUGCAGACCCAAAGGAUUUUGCACAUAUGUGAGCAGAUAGUCUGUUAUGAGCAGACUAUAGUUUGCCUGAAGCUUAUAAUUUUAGCUCCCACACCUAGAGAGACCAAGCUGACAGGCACCGCGCAUGUUAGGUAUUCAGGUUCACAGAAUCUCAGAGUUAUUCCCAGCCAUCUGACAGAGCUGAAAUGGAUGGGAGUGGGACAACUUUAAUCUUGGAGUAGGCUGGAAAACCUCAGGUUGCGUCAGUGUUUGUGCUGGUUAUUCGGGGCCGGGGGAUGGGGGUGCCAGGCUGGUGGAUUGAGUAAGAGGAGGAGGUUGCCAGAGGGCUUUUCAACACUGAAAUACUGCAUUGAGUUGAUCAAAUCCAUAUAAAAUUUGAACUUUUGUGGUAACAGGGAUGUUGAUGCCUGGCUUGUUCUAUAGUAAACUUAGUGACUGCAUAGCCAUACACUGCAAUAUAAAGACGCCGAAUUGAUUGAUAUUCAUAUAUUGGCUGUUCCUAGAAAGGGAAGUGAUUCUUAAUUAUGUGGAUUGACUGAGAUACAAAUGGGAAUUGCACAGUGGGUAUAACUGUCCUUUGAUACUAUGGCAGCAGGGUUCUAAUUGUUCGUCUUCAUUUCUUCCAUUGGGUCACUUGCAAAUAUGAAUAAGUAUCUAUGACAAAAGCACUUUUAUAUUUAGUUAGUUUGGGGGGGUAUGUCUUUUAGAUUAAGUAUGUGUCGUUGUCAUGACUUAGCAAGACAACAGCUACACUGGUAUGAGAGCAUACAUGAAUAUUGGGCAUUGAUUUGGUAUUUGGUGUUGGUGCCUCCAUUCUCUGUUGAAGCACCAGGCUUGGGGAGCAGGGAUGUGGUGUGUGCGAGGAGGUAGCAAUGCUUGUGGAUGCACAGUCGUGCAAAGGUAGAUGCUGACCCUCCGAAAACAAACAAGAACUUCAUCAUCUUCUGUGGGUCCCCCCAUUGGGGCUGGGAGGAGGAGAAGGGGAGCAUGUGUAGAGGAAAAGCUGCCUUGGGGCUGCUGCCUCCCUUCCAACAGAGGAAGAGCCUCCAGGCCUACUGCUUCACGUGUGAGAGAUCAUCAGUGGCAACACGGGCUUCGUUCGUUUCCCUGCAGCCAUUUUGCUGUGAGGUGGGUUGUGGGUGGCAGAGGAAUAGCUGCCUUGCUUCCUCCAGGAGUGCAAUUUCAGGCACUAGAGGAGCAUUGCCACAGAAGAUGAUGUUAAUCUGCUUAUAGUUUUUGCAGUUUGUGUUUCAAGGCAGGUGAAACUAAUAGAGAAAGAAAUGUAACUGUUCAAAGUUUUGACAAGCAAAAGCAAAUAUUUGCACAGAUACUGUGCUGGCUCCUGCCUUUUACUUGGGAUUGCAGAGUGUUGGGAGCAAUUCGUGCCCUCCUGGAGUGUGGUCCUGCCCCUGCAGCCCUGGCACUCGUCCUGCUGCUGCUCAGCCCCGGCAGUGCUGCGGCAAGCUUUGUGCCUGGACCCGGGGGGGCAGCGACUGGGGCAAAGAGGGAGAAGGGAAGUGCUGCAUCCAGGGUGCCCAGCAGUGCGACACUGGUAGGCACCCAGGUUACUUGUGCAGGGGGGAUGUCUUCUGCAACCUAAUUUUAGAAGAGUCUCAUUUUUUACUUCCUCAAGGAUGAGGUUCUGACCUUCAUUUUGUGUUUGUGACAUGAUUUGUGCUGCAGGAACAGCUGGGGCACAUGGCAUAGAGGUGCCAGUUUUCCAAGGUGUGGCAGAGAAGGCAGGUGAGACUUGCUCUCUGCAAUAACAGUUUUUCGUUUUCCACUGUCUCUCUCCUCACUAGCUUCCCCCUUGUGAUUUCUCUGCUUUUAUAUUUUGUCAGACUUGUCGCACUCACUUUGUAUUAUUACAUGAGGAAAAUACCAUGCGCAAAACCUUGCUUUCUCUAUGGGGAGCUGAUCUCUUUUGGCUCAGGCUACUUCUCUGACCUUAGCCCAUCUGUUUGUAAAAGCCAAAAACACCCCAACCCCAUGUUUUCCUUUGCAGAGGGCAUGUGCAGGUUUGUGUGGUGCUGGGAUGGGUAGCGAGAGCCUGGGCUCUGUGCUUGCUCAGUCAGAGUGGCUCAGGAACCUGGGGAAGAGAUGCUCGUGCAUAGGGUGCCUCGCUCUCCCCAUCUGUGAAAGGGGAGGGGGAUGCCCCAUGUCCCUCCCCAGUCAGGGGAGGUCAGGGCUGGGAAGCGCUUUGGGAUCCUGUGAGGGAUGGUAGCUGGAGCAAGGGAUGGGAAAUGCCCUGGUUAAUGGGCUGUGUGUCUUCAUCCUUUUGAGUCUUCUGUGUGGAGUGCAGACCCUGGUUUUCUCUGCCUGGCCAGCAUAAUCUAUAAGGCAUAGACAGUAUGUACUGUAAGGGUAAAAACUCCCUCUGGCAGAGAGGUUACAUUAACAAACUGGUGGAAAAUGGUUAUGCUUAGGGAAGGGAUGCUCAGAGAACUAGUCUGCCAGGGGCAGAUGCCCCCAGGCUGUAUCUGGCACUCUCUGGAUGUCCUGGAUGUGCCAUCAAAGCCAUGAUGCAAAACCAGAGCUGGCUGCCUUGCUCCAGCCACUGCCUGCACCUCUCCUGCCAUGCCCUGGCCUUUUGGCUGCCACUCAGCACCUGGGCUGAGCAAGCACAACAAGGCACCCCCCAGGUAGCCAGCCACCGGCUGCUGCUCCUCCCGGGCACAAUGAUGUGUUUUCCAGAUACAUUUAUUUUCUCUGCCUGUGAUAUUUGCUAGAUUAAAAUCUCUUUUUCCCUUACCAAGUUUAAUGUUUUUUGCUGUGCAUUUUAGAAACAAGUACUUGAUAAGGUGGGAAAAAACAGCUUUUAAUUAAGUGAUGCACCUAGCAGGGUUUUUUGGGCUGUGUGAACAUGCAGAGAAGGAAGAGGGUUUUACGUGUUGGAGAUCAUCUUUGUAAACUAUCCUCGACCUGUAAGACUGUUAAAUUUUACUGGUUUGUAUGCAUUUUACUUUUGUAAUUUUUUAAAUGAUUUGAUAGAAUUUUAUUUUAGGGCAAAUUCUACUUUUUGUAUGCGAUAUUCUGAUGUAUUUUUAUGUUUGAGGAAAUGAUGUUGAAACCACUGUAUACUUGUCAUGUAACACAUCCACUGUGUCAUUUCUUUUUAAAACUGGAAUCUGACCGUGAAGUGCGUGUUACUUUACAUACUGGUUGUUGCACAUUAAAGAGGUUACUCAGA
This is a messenger RNA of Strigops habroptila (Kakapo), 9615 nucleotides long. It is a transcript of the gene SLC49A4, whose product is annotated as solute carrier family 49 member 4. Gene Ontology annotation, cellular component: membrane; intracellular membrane-bounded organelle. The record is from RefSeq and is a predicted model, not a curated record. NCBI's taxonomy places the organism in Eukaryota, Metazoa, Chordata, Aves, Psittaciformes, Psittacidae. The transcript has 9 exons. The coding region runs from base 165 to 1637 and encodes 490 amino acids.